GGAAGUUGCAAUUUUCUCUAUAGGGUUGCAUAGUUUGGAGUGGCUUGGUGCAAAUCUGUCAAGUUGCAAAGAUAUUUCGCUUUUUCACAAUCUUACACCAUACUAAUCGAGUAAAAAAUGCUACCACGUACAAAGGUUUUUGUCGGGAGUGUCCCCCAGGGCACCAAGCCCGAAGAUUUGCGUCGUUUAUUUGAGAAAUUUGGGGUUGUAACUGAGUGUGACAUCAUGAAUCGCUGUGGAUUUGUCCACAUGCAGACCCAGGAUAUGGCCGAUAAUGCAAUUCAGGCCCUCAACAAUACCACAUUCCGUGGAACCACCAUUAGCGUUGAGCGGGGCCGAAUGAAGGAACGCGGUGCCGGGAAGAAGGGACCCGGAGGACAAGGUGGGGGCAUGAUGGGCCAGAGGAACAACAUGAACCGUGGGCCAAUGGGCGGAAGGGGUCCAAUGGGUGGGAAUAUGGGACAGGGUGGUCCUAGGGGGCCAAUGGGGGGCGGCAUGAGAGGACCUCCUGGUCCGGGAAUGAACAAGGGAGGCGCUGGCAACAGGAAUAAUAUGCGAGGGCCGAUGGGAGGCGGAGGUGGUGGAGGAAAUAUGGGCGGAGGUAUGGGUGGCCCAAUGCGUCGCGAUCGCGGUGGUGGCAACAAUCGCCCCAAUCCCUACCAACGGGGAGACCGUCCGGACUUUGGUGGGAUGCGCGGGAAGCCAGGUGGCAUGCGCAAUGGCAUGGAACCACCACCAUUUCCUCCCUUUGAUGACAUGCUGCCGCCGAUGGAUAUGCCUCGCGGUGGAAUGAUGGACAGAGGUAGCUUGAUGAGGAGUCUUGUAUCGAAAGUACAGUCAUUGCAAGACCUUUCCUCCUCCCAAGGCAUGAUGGAUCGUGGCGGGCCAAUGGGUGGCAUGGGUGGAGGUCCUGAUCGCUUCGAUGACGACGGUUUUGGGUUCAGCAACGAAGAUCGUCGCGGUUUUGCCCUGCCGGAGCGUCAGAUGUUCGAUCAGGAUGGUCCAAUGUUUGAUGAUCGCCGUGGAGGACCUCCACCUUUCGAUGAUAUGCGCAGGGGACCACCGCCAAUGAGGGGCGGUGGUGGUGACUUUGGAGGUGACUUCAUGGGACGUUCCCCAGGUGGAAUGGGUGGAAUGGGCGGAAUGGGUGGAGAUAUGUUUACACGACGCGGACCUCAAAUGCGAGGUGGCCGAGGAGGUGGAUUUGACAUGGAUGGAGGCUACAAUCAAGCCUUCCCGCCACUCGGCGGUGGCGGAGGCGGCAUGGGAAAUCGCAAUGGGCCGCCUCGUAGAUGGUAAAGAACAUUUUCGCCCCACGUUCUCAAAAUAAAAAAAGAAAAAGUGAGAGACAGAGAGAGAGAUAAAAAUAAGAGAAUUUGCAAGAAAAAAAAAAAGAAUUUUCCAAAAUUCUCAGGGCGAAAAGAAAAUAAUUUUAAUCACAAAUGGAGAGAUUUCCUGUCUUUUUUUUAGGAUACACAAAAAUUAAAUAACACCCAUCAUAAAUAUAGAUACUUUCAGGUUAAAUAACAUAGAGAUUCCUUUUACUUCAUCUUCCAAUAUGUUCUUGCAAAUAGCCGUUAGAGACUUUUGCACCAAAUUUAAUUGAAUUGUAGGACGAACAUUUUUUUUUUCAUAAUUAUAUUUUGUAUCUUCAGACACACAGGAAAAUGUGCUUCAAAUAUUUUUAGGAAACAGAUUUGAAAGUGUUUUUUUUUUAGAAAUAUAAUUAUUUUGCAAGAACAAGAAUUAUAUUAUGUUGAUAACAUUCAAAAAUAGGCGAUUAGAAAUUGAGAAAAAUUGACAAACACAAUUAUAUUUGAUUAAUUUAUCAAAACAAAAUAUGUAUGUCGUCGGAGGAUAUCAAUACUUAAUGGAAAAUAAAAUUAAUCGAUGGAAAUGAAA
Phlebotomus papatasi is the source of this 1902-nucleotide messenger RNA. Its product is annotated as probable H/ACA ribonucleoprotein complex subunit 1. Gene Ontology annotation, cellular component: cytosol. The record is from RefSeq and is a predicted model, not a curated record. NCBI's taxonomy places the organism in Eukaryota, Metazoa, Arthropoda, Insecta, Diptera, Psychodidae. The transcript has 5 exons. The coding region runs from base 118 to 1299 and encodes 393 amino acids. Gene Ontology annotation, molecular function: mRNA binding.